AUGUCGAUGGACUUGGAUGAGGGAGUCCCUUUCUCGGACUUUCAUGCGCAGCAGCAGCCAGAAGCAACUAUCCUCUGCUGCAACUGUGGUAGUCCCAUCGAUGGCACUUCAGCUGCUGGUGCUUUGUGCCAUGACUGCAUAAAACUCACGGUCGAUAUUUCCCAAGAUGUUCAACGAGAGUCCACUCUUCAUUUCUGCCGUGACUGCGAGAGAUGGCUUCAACCCCCACAAACCUGGCUCACUGCAGCGCUGGAAUCACGAGAGCUGCUCGCCCUAUGCCUCCGGAAGUUGAGGGGUUUGUCGAAAGUACGAAUUAUCGAUGCUAGUUUUAUCUGGACAGAGCCACACUCGAGACGGAUAAAGGUCAAGAUCACCAUUCAACAAGAGGCUUUCCAGGGAACUAUACUUCAACAGACCUUUGAGGUCGAGUAUGUGGUCUCGACACAGCAGUGCCCCGACUGCGCCAAGUCAUUCACACACCAUUCGUGGCGAGCUUGUGCGCAAGUGCGCCAGAAGGUCCCCCACAAGAGAACGUUUCUGUACCUCGAACAACUGAUGCUGAAGCACCGCGCGCAUCGGGACGCAAUCAAUAUCAAAGAGGUAAAAGACGGGUUAGACUUUUACUUUGCACAAAGGAAUCAUGCUGAAAAAAUGGUGGAUUUCCUUUCAUCUGUUUCACCCGUUAAAGUCAAGAAGUCCCAAGAGCUUAUUUCGAUGGACAUACACACAUCGUCACGGCAGUACAAAAUUACUUUCUCCGUGGAGCUGGUUCCAAUUUGCAAAGAUGAUCUUGUCGCGCUACCCAUUAAACUGGCUCGAUCCCUGGGCAACAUUUCUCCGUUGACGCUGUGCUAUCGAGUUGGCAAUUCUAUCAAUCUUUUGGACCCCAGCACACUUCAAACAGCCGAUGUCCCAACACCAGUCUACUGGAGACAGCCAUUCAAGAAUCUGGCCGACGUGCAAGAACUUGCGGAAUUUGUUGUGAUGGAUAUAGAACCUGUCGGAGAGUCCAAGGGCCGUUUCUUCCUAGCCGAAGUGACCGUUGCGCGGGCAUCCGACCUUGGCGUUAGCGACAGGACCUAUUUCACAAGAACCCAUCUAGGAGGCGUGCUCCACGUGGGCGACUCGGCCAUGGGGUAUCAUUUGACCGGCACAAACUUCAACAACCCCAACUUUGAAGCCAUUGAAGAAAGCAGCCAUUACAGCUCAGCUAUACCAGACGUGAUACUUGUCAGGAAGCACUAUGCCCGCAAGAAGAAGCCCAAGUCGCGAAGCUGGAAGCUUCAGCGUAUGGCUCGCGAAGAAGAAGAGGUUGGCCGCAAGCAAGACCAAGAGCGUGUCGAAGCCGACUUUGAAAUGUUCUUGCGUGACAUUGAGGAAGACCAAGACCUCCGUGGCACGCUGUCGCUAUACAAGACCAAGGACGAGGGCCGCAAAGCAAAUAAAAUGGAUACCACUGGAGAUGGAAACGACAUGGACGAGGACGGCAGCGAUGAUGAGGUGCCUAAGAUCAACAUGGAUGAAUUGCUCGAUGAGUUUGAUGAACUGAACAUGGAAGACGCAGAGUAG
Molecule: messenger RNA, 1569 nt
Organism: Talaromyces rugulosus
Lineage: Eukaryota; Fungi; Ascomycota; Eurotiomycetes; Eurotiales; Trichocomaceae
Exons: 5
Coding region: 1-1569 (522 amino acids)
Biological process (GO): ribosomal large subunit export from nucleus
Cellular component (GO): nucleus; cytoplasm
Molecular function (GO): ribosomal large subunit binding
Source: RefSeq, a predicted model, not a curated record